Opisthorchis viverrini is the source of this 639-nucleotide messenger RNA. RefSeq lists its product as hypothetical. The annotation marks the transcript as partial. Lineage: Eukaryota; Metazoa; Platyhelminthes; Trematoda; Opisthorchiida; Opisthorchiidae. The record is from RefSeq and is a predicted model, not a curated record. The transcript has 2 exons.
GCACUGCUACGGCCGAGAAGCCUAUUCCGCACAAGGUUGACCAAACGUUCGUUCGGCUUGCCUGUCCGGCAUCAAGGCGAGCUUCGAUUAGUCGAAAGUCUGGACCUAGCGGCCUAUCAUGACCCAGUUUUUGCCGAACGCCGGUCGCCAUUAGCGCAUCCAAAAGGCGUCAGAAUUUCCAGAAUAUUGUCGCACCAUACACUUUAUAUACGACGCGCCCACGGGUCUCCUCUUUUUUACCACACUAAACACAGGGUUGUCUCAUUCAACCGUGCUAGGGAGAAUUCUAUACAGGUACCGCUUCACCGCUCGCAGUCAGGCACUGCUACGGCCGAGAAGCCUAUCCCGCACAAGGUUGACCAAAAGUUCGGGCAGCUUGCCAGUCCGGCAUCAAGGCGAGCUUCGAUUAGUCGAAAGUAUGGACCAAUCAUGACCCAGGUUCGCCGAACGCCGGUCGCCAUUGGCGCAUCCAGAAGGCGUCAGAAUUUGAAGAAUAUUGCCGCACCAUACACUUUAUAUGCGACGCGCCGUAAUUGUGCUUCUGACCUGGUUUUAAGCGUUAAUACACGUCGUGCACCUUUGGUGGUUGCUUUUUGCGGGAACCCCAGCUUGAGAGAUUCAGAUCGAGAACUAAGCUGA